This is a messenger RNA of Closterium sp. NIES-67, 1799 nucleotides long. NCBI's taxonomy places the organism in Eukaryota, Viridiplantae, Streptophyta, Zygnematophyceae, Desmidiales, Closteriaceae. The record is from the annotation of a GenBank genome assembly.
UCAUGCAAAUCCAUGGUGUUCCAUUGAUGCUCUCAUCUUGAGGCCUGUCCCACGUAUGGCGCCCUCACAUCGCCACAUUCAACUAAUCCACCCCAAUUUCUAAGAUUCUUUGCACCCUUCUCGCUCGCCGUGCGUUCCACUUGAGAGAAGUAGGAAAUUAGUUUAUAAUUCGACAGUUAGCCUCGUCUUCAGGACAUUACGUCGGUAAUUCAGCCGUAUAAUCCGCCACGAAUAGCUGCUCUCCUAGGAGUGCAUCAUGGAAGUCAAGGAGAGCCUGACUCAAUCUCCUGGAUCCGCUCUUCGUCGCUCAGCCAAUCACGACGACGGAAUAGAUCCCUUCGAUGCAAUCCUAGAUGCCGACGACGGCUCCGAUGACGCCAGCCCGUCCCACACGAAAUCCCGGCCGUCGAAUCUCCUCCGUCCGAUCCAGCAGCUCUGGCGACGGCCCGUCGUGCGAUUCGCCGUGGCACAGAUCUUCGUCGUCUGGGUCGUCGCAGCGACGGUUCUCUACAUCCAAGACGUCGCAAUGUCGCACGAAGGGUCGCUACAACAUAGCGACAUCUCAGGCUUAGGUUUAGGCGGCGCCGGCGCCGGCGGCCAAGCAACCUUAUUAGAGCAUCUUAAGAAGCGCUUCCACGAGCGGUGUCCGAUGCGUCCUCCAGUUUGCCGCCCCAGAAUAGACAUGAAAGCGGUCGCGCAUAGCGCGAAGCACUUCUACGCGCAAGACAAGCCUGCGGACGGGGAAGCUGCGGCGGGAGUGGGGGGCGCGGGGGGGUCCGCGGAGGGAAAGAAUGGGACUAGCGCGGGCGGGGAGGGGGAGGGCGGCGGAGCGGGGGACGAGCUUCCGCUGGUGGUGUUCUUUGCGGGGAUCGAGGGGUCCGGGCAUAAGUUCUUUGAACAGGUGUUUCGGAACAUCAAGAAAGUUAACUUCAGCGUGGUGGCGUUCGAGCCGCUGCUCCAUCUCACCUCGGAGGAAACGCAAACACACGUCCAUGGCGUGGAUGCACGCUGUCCCCGUCUGCCCUAUGCUCGCCCGCUGCGAGCCUAUGCCAAGGAGAUGGCGGUGCGGCUGGCAGAGAUUGGCAACUCCCCAUACCUGCGCGCCCGCGAUUCCUACCCUCUGGGUCGGGUUCGGACGCCGCUGGCUCGGCCGGACCUGGUGCACAUGCUGCAGCUGGACGGGCUGCUGUUCAACCUCAAGGUGGUGGUGAUAUCGAGGGGCCUGCCUGACGCUGUUAGAUCGGCGUACAGGAUGGGAUACCAUGGAGGCGACCUGGGCCUGCAGGUGCGCAUAGUGGAGGACGAGAUGGUGUUUCUCGACACCACCAUGCGCAUGAUCCCCUGCAGCAAGUACAUCGUGCUCGACUUCGACUGGGUCGCCGACAGCCCCGAGCUGGUUGCGGAGCCUCUGGCAGAGUUUCUUGGAAUGGGGCUGACAGCACAGGAUGUGAUUGCCGGCGUCAAGGGCGCUACACAGACCAAGCCCAAGCACCAGACGGAGUACCCGGAAUUUGGCGGGCAGGCGCUCGAUGAGUUUUUUUCCGUCCGGGCAGACAUGUGGCCGCUGUUACUGGCUUGCCGGUCGACUCCUUUCUUCCGCCCGCUCCAUCCACGAGAUUGGCCGAUCACGCACUCUGAACUGGCCGGGGUGAUGGAGAGAAGGCAAGGGUAUGAUUAUGAUUAAUUUCGGUGUACAGAAGUGUACCACUACUUGUACGUGUAAAGAGGGGAUUGACAUAAGGAAGCAAGUGACUUUGAUACCGGUAGUGCCUUUGAAGUUAGAAUGGAAGGAAUUGUUU